Molecule: messenger RNA, 849 nt
Organism: Symbiodinium sp. CCMP2456
Lineage: Eukaryota; Dinophyceae; Suessiales; Symbiodiniaceae
Source: the annotation of a GenBank genome assembly
AUGGGUUCCAUGGGGCUUGCUCUGACUUCAGACAGGAGCCUGCGCUUGACCAGCUCCUUGCUUUGUGGGGCAUGUUUGGCCAGUGUGUUUCGCAACCUGUACUGGCACCAUCGAGGGGGAUCAGAUGGCAUCAACAACUUGUUGGUUCCUCGCAGCUUCAACUGUAGGCUGAUGGAGCUUACCAGCAUCCUUGGUUUUUUGGCAUCUAGAGCAGAGCUGCAAGAGCUGUACGCUGGUGGCUACAACGCACGGAGAAGAGGUUACCUUUCCUUGGCUUUCCUUCUUCAGUCGUUGUGCAUGACCAUCUUUGAUUGCGACAGCACGACGUCUUUCCUCCUCGUCAUCGCUCUGCUCGUCGGCCAACUUGCAGCGCUUCUCGGUGCGUAUCGAGACCUGGAUUUUGGUCCUGCGUUCCUGAGUCCCUGGAUAAUCCGAGCAGCUGCUGGAGCAGGUAUUGCGUGGGUCGGUGUCGCGCUCUGCCUCCAGGUGCAGCGGCUGGCAGACCGAUUGGAGGUUCGCCUGCUGUCUCCAUCAGCUGUCGUGACCACCUUCACUUCUGCCAUGGGCUUGGCCGUUUGCUUACGCUAUGAUUGGAUGCUCGCUGCAGCGUUGGCUUUCGCGCUGUUCGGAAUGUCUCAGACCGCCUUGGCCAGAGGUGACGAAGAUGCUGCAAGGCUCUGCCGUCGCAGCGCAGCGUUGUCGGCAUUCGGCGCUGCUUUGGCGUUGCGCUGUGCCUUUAAUCGGCAGCAACGGUUUCAUCGUGGCGAGUCCGUGGCGGACUCUGGCAGACAUAGAUGGAAGCGGAUGGACAGCAGUGUGGAAGAGCACUUCGCAGAUGAGACUGCCUGA